Symsagittifera roscoffensis is the source of this 518-nucleotide messenger RNA. RefSeq lists its product as uncharacterized. The transcript is spliced from 6 exons. The record is from RefSeq and is a predicted model, not a curated record. NCBI's taxonomy places the organism in Eukaryota, Metazoa, Xenacoelomorpha, Acoela, Convolutidae. Bases 99 to 518 code for a protein of 139 amino acids.
ACAACGUGCGUUUUAUUAAACUAGCAUAAUCUUUUCAUUAGUUUGUCUUACAGUUACGGGAGUUUAAACUACGACUUUAGCCGAGACAAAAGCUCAUAAUGCCAAAGAAGAAAUCACAAAAUAGAAAGAGAGCGGGGGCGGCGGGAUGCGGAUCCUCCAAUCAGCAACAGUUACCAGAAAACACUACACUUGAAAGACAGUUUGCAGGAACUUCAAACCAGGGAUGCGGAUCUUCCAGUCAGCAACAGUUCCCAGAAAACUUUCGAAAUGAAACACAGAUUACAGGAACUUCAACUCAGGGAUACGGAUCAUCCAGUCAGCAACAGUUACCAGGAAGCAACCAAAAUGAUAACAAGCCACCGGAAACGUCAAAUCAGGGAUGCGGAUCCUCCAGUCGAAAACAGCAGCCAGAAAACACACAACUUGAAAUCCAGCUGACAGGAACUUUCUGGAAGGAAAUCACAGAGACCCUCAAAGUAGUCCCAAGCUUUCCUUCAGAACUGGAACAACUGAAUUAG